Messenger RNA from Peromyscus californicus insignis, 1353 nucleotides. Its product is annotated as zinc finger protein 431-like. Gene Ontology annotation, molecular function: DNA-binding transcription factor activity; RNA polymerase II cis-regulatory region sequence-specific DNA binding. Gene Ontology annotation, biological process: regulation of transcription by RNA polymerase II. Lineage: Eukaryota; Metazoa; Chordata; Mammalia; Rodentia; Cricetidae. Bases 1 to 1353 code for a protein of 450 amino acids. The transcript has 3 exons. The record is from RefSeq and is a predicted model, not a curated record.
AUGGAUCCUUCACAGAGGAAUCUCUACAAAGAUGUGAUGGUGGAGACCUAUAUGAACCUCACAGCUAUAGGUUACAAUUGGGAAGAUCUUGAAGUUGAAGAACAUUGUCAAAGUUCUCUAAAACUUAGAAGAAAUGAAGAAACACAUACUGGAGAGAAAUCCUAUGAAUAUAAUCAAUGUAGUAAAACCUUUUCACAACACAGUCAUCUUCAAAGGCAUGAAACUACACAUAUGGUUAAAAAACCUUAUAGAUGUAAUCAAUGUGGCAAAACCUUUGCUCAGUGGAAAGUUCUUCAGUUGAAUAGAAGAACACAUACAGGUGAGAAACAUGAAUAUAUGAAUUAUGAAUAUAAUCAAUGUGGUAAAGCCUUUGCACAGCCCAGUAAUCAUCAAGAACAUAAAAGAACACAUACUGGAGAAAAACUCUAUGAAAGUAAUCAGUGUGAUAAAGCCUUUGCUCGACACAUUACUCUUCAAUUGGAUGAAAGAACACAUACUGGAGAGAAACACUAUGAAUGUAAAGAAUGUAGUAAAGCCUUUGAACAGCUCAGUCAUCUUCAAGAACAUAAAAGAGCACAUACUGGAGAGAAACCCUAUGAAUGUAAUCAGUGUGGUAAAGCCUUUGCUCAUAACAGUGCCCUUCAAUUGCAUGAAAGAACACAUACUAGAGAGAAACCCUAUAAAUGUAAUCAGUGUGGCAGAACUUUUGCUCAACACAUUACUCUUCAAAGGCAUGAAAGAACACAUACUGGAGAGAAACCCUAUGAAUGUAUUCAGUGCGGUAAAGCCUUUGCACGGCCCAGUCAUCUUCAAGUACAUAAAAGAACACAUACUGGAGAGAAACCCUAUGAAUGUAAUCAGUGUGGUAAAGUCUUUGCACAGCUCAGUCAUCUUCAUGGACAUAAAAGAACACAUACUGGAGAGAAACCCUAUGUAUGUAUUCAGUGUGGUAAAGCCUUUGUAUGGCCCAGUCAUCUUAAAGUACAUAAAAGAACACAUACUGGAGAGAAACCCUAUGAAUGUAAUCAGUGUGGUAAAGCCUUUGCACAGCUCAGUCAUCUUCAAGUACAUAAAAGAACACAUACUGGAGAGAAACCCUAUCAAUGUAUUCAGUGUGGUAAAGCCUUUGCAUGGCCCAGUCGUCUUCAAGUACAUAAAAGAAUACAUACUGGAGAGAAACCCUAUCAAUGUAAUCAAUGUGGUAAAGCCUUUGCACAGCACAAUAAUCUUCAUAGUCAUAAAAGAACACAUACUGAAGAAAAACGCUAUGAAUGUAAUCAGUGUUGUAAAGCCUUUGCUUAUCAUUCUCAUCUUCAAAGACAUAAAAGAACACAUACUGGAGAGAAACCCUAA